AUGCCUUUUGCCUCGGUCCUGGUGCUUCUGUGCGUCCUGAGCAUCCCUGGGGGCUGGGGCUGCCUGCAGUGUGACCAGUCGGUGCUGAGCGCCCUCAGUCAGCUGCGUGCAGCCCUCAUCCCCAAGCGCUUUGAGGACGAAGCGCUGCUGGCGCGUGCGCAGACCCUGCUCUUGGGCAUGGAGGGGCCUUUCUUCAGGGACUACUCCAUGAACGCCUUCGUGGGGAAAGUGGGCAUGGAUCGGCUGACAAAUGUGGCGACAUCCUUCAAAAGCCAAAUACAGUACAUAAAUGCUGGCUCUCAGAGAGAUGGUCCUCUGCUGGAGGAGCUGGUGAGCCUCAGGGAGCACACCAUCAAGGAGCUGAAGAAAGCACUAAGAGCUUAUGAAGAAAAGGCCUGCGACCACAAGAUUUGUCGCUUGAUCAAAGAAGAGGUUCUGGACUGUUUACGUUGCAAGAUAAUCACCCCCAGAUGCAUCAAAGAAAAAUAUUGCUUUGUGGAUGGGCAGCCCCGCAUGGCUCUCAAGUUCCAGUUUGACGGCAAGCUGAGGAACAUGGCGGUGGUCGGCGACUUGGUGACUGUGGGACUGGCUGUCCUAGUCUUCUUGGUCAUCCUGAUUGCGGCUUGUACGUACAGGCAAAACCGAAAACUCCUGCUGAAGUAG
Messenger RNA from Acomys russatus (golden spiny mouse), 663 nucleotides. It is a transcript of the gene Izumo2, whose product is annotated as IZUMO family member 2. NCBI's taxonomy places the organism in Eukaryota, Metazoa, Chordata, Mammalia, Rodentia, Muridae. Bases 1 to 663 code for a protein of 220 amino acids. The transcript is spliced from 7 exons. The record is from RefSeq and is a predicted model, not a curated record.